AAGCACUUGAAGGCGUCACUCGGGGGCUCUGCUGCUGCUGCUUUAGCACAUUGCACAGAGCAAGUAAGCGGUGUGAGCAGACCAAAAUAUGUCGGGAAAGAGUUUUCGAGUCAGCGAAGGGGACUGGGUUUGUCCCGAUAAAAAAUGUGGAAAUGUAAACUUUGCUAGAAGAACAAGUUGUAACAGGUGUGGCAGAGACAAAACUACAGAGGCGAAGAUGAUGAAAGCAGGAGGAACAGAAAUUGGGAAAACUCUAGCUGAAAAGAGUAGAGGCCUCUUCAGUGCUAAUGAUUGGCAGUGCAAAACGUGUGGCAAUGUGAACUGGGCAAGAAGAUCAGAGUGCAACAUGUGUAACACACCAAAAUAUGCCAAGCUUGAAGAGAGAACAGGCUAUGGUGGAGGUUUUAAUGAAAGGGAAAAUGUGGAAUACAUUGAACGUGAGGAAUCUGAUGGUGAAUAUGAUGAGUUUGGUAGGAAAAAGAAAAAGUUUCGUGGGAAGAACAACAGUACAUCAUCUUCAAAAGAAAGUCAAAAGAAAGACCUGCCAAAAGAUGAAGACGAGGAGGAGGAGGAAGACGACGAUGAAGAUGGUGAUCUUUCCAAAUACAAACUGGAUGAUGAUGAAGAUGAUGAAGAUGGAGACCUGUCAAAGUAUGACUUAAAUGCCAGUGAUGAUGAUGGUGAUGAUGAUGAGCAAAAGAAGAAGAAGGAGAGCCGCUCGGGUUCAUCCCGUUCUCGUUCGUCUUCACGCUCCUCCAGUUCACGGUCGAGGUCCAGGUCCCGUUCGAGAAGCUCAUCCAGUUCCCGAUCUGGAUCUCGCUCGAGGUCCCGCUCCAGAUCCAGCUCCAGGUCUGGAAAGGGCUCCUCUCCCCUGAAGAGGUCCCGUUCAGCCUCCUCCUCACCUGAGAGGAGACAGAAGCGCAGUCGCUCCAGGUCCUCAUCUGGAGGGAGGAAACGCAGGCGUUCUAGAUCCCAUUCGUCCGAAAGGCACUGUGACGACGACGACUCUGGCUCCUCCCAUUCUGGCUCCAGUUUGAAAAAGAAAUAACUGAUACGGCCAUUGAAAGUGCAUGUUGUUUAUAAGGACGACAACCGCAUCUGUUCAAUGUGUUCAUCGAAUCCACAGUCUUAUUCCCCACAGCAAAAGGAGAAAAUACAUGCCAAAUUUUUGUCAUACUUGGUCCCAUUUUUAAACCACAAACACACCACAUGUAACAAGUGUCAGUAAUUAUAGAUGUUCAAUAAACAUACAUCAGGCCACACAGGGAAGUCAGAUGUACUCUGAAGAGGAUGUAUUCUGUACACACCGUCUGCUUAAUAUCUUCAUGCAACUACAUUUUACUUCUGGAGAAAAUGUCACUUAAUAAAUUUAGGUUGUAUUUGUCAGACCAACAAAGCAUCUAAGAUGGUGUUGAAUAUUUUGUCAUUUUUAAAAACUAAAAUCUUAAGUAUUUUGCCUCCUUUAUAGAUUAUCAACUGUAGCAAUGAAAUUUGACUUUUUCAGUAUGUGAAAUUUAUUUUUAAGCUUUGUUUGUUUGUUUGUUUGUUUGUUUGUUUGUUUGUUUGUUUUUUGGGGGGGGGGGGGUCUUUGUUUUUUCUUCAAGGUAAGUAUUCACAUUAUUGAUAUUUUUUAGUGGUGGCAGUAAAUUGAACAUUCUAUUUGGUUAAAGUGUCUUUAACACUGCAGUGGCCCGUUCCUUGAUACUUAUUCCUCAUUUGUCACUUGGAAAACCUGUUAAAUAUUGAUAGGUUUCAUUGGUACAUGUAAUAAUAUGUCUCUUAUUGGCAAAACAAUGUACAUGUAAAUAAAAUCCUGUCGGCAUC
This is a messenger RNA of Thalassophryne amazonica, 1824 nucleotides long. It is a transcript of the gene zranb2, whose product is annotated as zinc finger, RAN-binding domain containing 2. The transcript has 10 exons. Gene Ontology annotation, biological process: RNA processing. Bases 89 to 1048 code for a protein of 319 amino acids. The record is from RefSeq and is a predicted model, not a curated record. NCBI's taxonomy places the organism in Eukaryota, Metazoa, Chordata, Actinopteri, Batrachoidiformes, Batrachoididae. Gene Ontology annotation, molecular function: lipopolysaccharide binding; RNA binding.